Messenger RNA from Rotaria sp. Silwood1, 1281 nucleotides. Lineage: Eukaryota; Metazoa; Rotifera; Eurotatoria; Philodinida; Philodinidae. The record is from the annotation of a GenBank genome assembly.
AUGAUGUCGAACAUUGAUAAUUUGAUUCAAGCACCAACUUCAUCUUUUCCCUUCGAAGUAACACCAACAACACUCAAGAAUGAUCCAAUAUUAAACUUCUUACGCGACCCUUUGGCUACUACAUUUGAUGUACAACAUAUCAAUGACAUUAAUAAUGUUAAUAGAAAUGUUUCUCAUACCGACAUUAAUCCAUCCUUUGAUUUUUGUCAACAUUCGACAACGGUAAAUCCCGUUUAUAUUGUUCCAAGUACAAAUAAUAACCAAACAUCCAGUAAAGAACAAUUGGAAUAUCAAUCAAUAAAACAAUGCGAUUAUUCAAAAUCUGGAAAAAUUCAAAUAAAAAAUCAUCCACGUACAAGAUUUCGUCCACGAACUGAAAAAGAAAGCAAAGAAUCAUCACAUUAUUUACGUUGUGAAGAUAAUACUGAAUCAGAAUAUCCAACUAUUGAUAUCCCUAAAACAUGGAGUAAUCAAACCGAUAUUAUUCGAGUAACUCUCGUUGGAAUCGACAAACAACCGCAUCCAUAUACUAUUGAUAAUAAAGAACGUAAUAUAUCAUCCUUAGUUUUCAAAAAACCAAAUGAACCUCAUUCAUUAUAUUUUUUUGUAACUAAAGAAGAUUACGAUAAAGGCGAAAAGAGUUUUUUGAUUGAAUAUAUUAAACAUAAACAAGAUGAUAAAAUAACAAAAGAUUUAAUAAAAAGUCGACAACUCAAUCAAUCAAUGCUUCAAUUCACACGUUUUUAUUUAAUUGAAGAUGGAUCAUAUCUGUCGGACGAAACUAGCAUUGAAUAUUCUCAUAUUAUGACUGAACAUUAUGGUGACGUUACUAUUGAAGAUAUAUUUCCAUUAUAUGGACCAAUGUGUGGAAAUCAAAAAGUUUGCAUCGAAUUGAAAGGUCCUAUUACAAAAAAUUACACAACUGAUUUUAUUAUUACUAUAAGCUGCAAAGAUAUUAACUGGUCACAUCAAGUUCAAAAUAUAAAGAGAAGUGGUCAUAACUUAAUAUUUCUUAUGCCACCAUUCCUUCAUCAAAAUAUAGCUCGUGCUAAAGUAGACAUUAUCAUUGUAUAUAAACAAGAAAUAAUUCAACAGUCCAAUUAUGUAUAUACAAAAAACUUAGAUGAAUUAAAUGAAAAUAGUGGCAAUGAAUCAAAUCGACUCGUUGUUAUUAGACCUUCUUCAUCAGAUAAUUGCAAUCAAAUACUCGGUGGAUUUUCGACUUGGUCUUCCACUGGAAUGUCAUGUGAAAAUCGUGCUAUAAAACGCCCUAGACAAUAA